AUGUGGAAGAAAGUUCUAGUUAGUUUCUUAGCUAUUUCUACUGUUACAGGUUUUAAUUUGGAUGAUUUUGAUGAUAAUAAAGAUGGAAAAAUUCAAUAUCAUGAAUUUUUAAAACUUUCUGAAUCCGAAAAUGGUCAACAAAUUAAAGCUAAUGUUAAUAAAUAUUUUAAUAAUUAUGAUAUUAACAAAGAUGGUACAUUGUCAGUUGAUGAACUUGUCUACCUAACAUCAUCACUACCACAAAAACAUGAAAAUCACAUUCAAAAAUUUUUUAAUAUGUUAGACACAAAUCAAGAUGGUUUUAUUACUAUGGAUGAGGCAAAAAAUAGUAAAGAACAAAUUGCUAGUGAAAUUAUUAAUGGUUUAUUUCAAUUUGCUGAUAUUAAUAAUGAUAAAAUGAUUAGUCUUAGAGAAUUUAGUGCUGUUAUGGAACCAACAGAAAUACCAACAAAUAAUGAUUUUUUAAAAAUUCAACAAGCCAGAAGAUUAAUGGCUUUGAUUGAUCAAAAUAGUGAUAGAAAAUUGACUGUUGAAGAGGUACAUAAAUAUGCAAAUCAAAAUGGAGAAGUUAAAAUUAAUGAAAUUGAAGAUGUUUUCUCAAAACUUGAUACUAAUAAAGAUGGGUGGCUUGUAAUAAAUGAGCUUAAAAAUAUUGAAAAUCAUAUUUCUAUCAUUAACAAACGUAUUAAUAGAGUAUAA
Strongyloides ratti is the source of this 699-nucleotide messenger RNA. Its product is annotated as EF-hand domain and EF-hand domain pair-containing protein. Gene Ontology annotation, molecular function: calcium ion binding. Gene Ontology annotation, cellular component: endoplasmic reticulum. The transcript has 3 exons. The record is from RefSeq and is a predicted model, not a curated record. The coding region runs from base 1 to 699 and encodes 232 amino acids. NCBI's taxonomy places the organism in Eukaryota, Metazoa, Nematoda, Chromadorea, Rhabditida, Strongyloididae.